AUGAAUUGCCAAUUCGCCAAUUAUCACCAAGCGCGCAAGCUGACCCAAGAAUACCUUUGCACUUUAAGCGUAAUGCUUCCGUCCAUCGUCCCCCGAAUCCAGCAAAAGGUGCUCGAGCAGCAGAUCGUGGCCAACAGCCCCAAGCUUGCCCGGAUCCUCGCCCACCCUGCCGGCCCAUUCACAAUUCACUUCUGGGCACCGACUUUCAAGUGGGCCAUCUCCAUCGCCAACAUCGCGGACAUGCGCAGCGAUCCCGAAAAUAUUUCGGUGCUGCAGCAGCUUGCGGUUGCCGGUGGAGGACUCAUCUGGUCGCGCUACAGCACGGUGAUCACGCCCGUGAACUGGAACCUCCUCGCUGUGAACUUCUUCAUGGCCGGCACGGGCAUUGUGCAGCUGUACCGCAAGUUUGAGCACGACCAGUCGGUGGCACGCGCUACCGAGACCGCGAAGACACACUCACAAUCGCUUCCGCCGCCUUGGGCUCACGUUGACCGAAAGCAGCAGUGCCCUGCCCCGUACGUCACUCCGCCCGCACAAGCACUACCCUCCCCCCUCCCCAAGGAUCUCGCCAUGCUGCCGUCUAUCGUCCCGCGCAUCCAGCAGAAGGUCAUGGAGCAGCAGAUCGUGGCCAACAGCCCCAAGCUCAUGGCGCUGCUCAACCACCCGGCCGGCCCCUUCACAGUACACUUCUGGGCGCCGACCUUCAAGUGGGCCAUCUCGAUCGCGAACGUGGCGGACAUGAAGCGCUCGCCUGAGACCAUCUCCGUGGCGCAGCAGACGGCCGUGACGGCUACGGGCCUCAUCUGGUCGCGCUACAGCUUGGUCAUCACCCCCAAGAACUGGAACCUCUUCGCGGUGAAUGUGUUCAUGGCCGGCACGGGCCUUGUGCAGUUCUACCGGAAGUUCACGUACGACCCGUCGCUCAAGACGCAGACAACGACGGACAGCGCCACGCUGUAGGCAGCCGUCGCUACGUAUUCCUCGUCUAUUGCUGCCUAGCGAGCCAGUUGCUCCCAUAGAGACUCCUCGCCGCCACGGCGCCACAACUGACCUACCUAAUAUGAACGGGCAGCGUCUAAGCUGAAUGCAGUGAUGUUUGUUCGUUCA
This is a messenger RNA of Phytophthora sojae, 1107 nucleotides long. RefSeq lists its product as hypothetical. Gene Ontology annotation, biological process: pyruvate import into mitochondria. Gene Ontology annotation, cellular component: mitochondrial inner membrane. The record is from RefSeq and is a predicted model, not a curated record. The transcript has 5 exons. NCBI's taxonomy places the organism in Eukaryota, Oomycota, Peronosporomycetes, Peronosporales, Peronosporaceae. Bases 1 to 960 code for a protein of 319 amino acids.